Molecule: messenger RNA, 1789 nt
Organism: Oldenlandia corymbosa var. corymbosa
Lineage: Eukaryota; Viridiplantae; Streptophyta; Magnoliopsida; Gentianales; Rubiaceae
Source: the annotation of a GenBank genome assembly
AAAAUAUAAAAAGUAUUCUUUGUAUUGGUUGUUAUUGGUACAGGCCAUCUUCUCCUGCAUCUCCCUAUAAAUGUUCAUCACAGGAAAAUAAGAAGAAACAAAACCAACAACCAUGGAUCUCAUUUCUCUUUACUUCUUCACUCUCCUACUCAUUCUAUUAGUGUCAUCAUUCCUUGCUUUUAUCAACAAGCGUUGCACCAACAAUCCAAAACUCCCACCGGGUUCAAUCGGGUACCCAAUCAUCGGGGAAACCUUCGAUUUCAGCCUCUCCGGACCCGAAAAAUUCAUCACCCAGAGAAUGCAAAACUACUCCAAAGAAGUAUUCAAAACCUCCAUGUUGGGGGAGAAAGUCGCCGUCGUUUGUGGGUCGCCCGGCAACAAAUUCGCCUUCUUCAGCGGCUCCAACUUCCUUCUCCCCUGGAUUCCAUACCCUGUUUCGAAGCUAUUCGAUUGGUUGGACUCAGAUGGCCGUUUAAUCAAGGAGUUUUACACCAAAGGCCGCCAUUUUCUUCACGAAAUCAUGAGGUACGAAGCUUUGAAACACUACAUCCCGAUUAUGGAUUCCAUGGCCCUUGAACAUUUAAACAAAGAUUGGGCUUCAUCUAACCAAGUCUCUGUUUAUCCCUCGACCCAAAAGUAUGUACUUUCACUUGCUUGUAAGUUGCUUCUGGGAUUGGAUGAUCCUGAUGAAGUGCGAGAUUUUUCUGAGCUCUUCACACGAACGAUACCUGGAUUGUUUUCGGUUCCGAUUAAUUUUCCAGGGACGUCUUACCAUCGUUCUAUUAAAAAGGUUAAAAAGCUGAAAUUGGAGCUGUUGAAGAUUGUAGAGGCCAGGAAAAAGAUGAUUCCAGAGUUAAAGGAAAAGGAAAAGGCGGGAUCAGGUUUUGUGGACAUAUUGUCUCGAAUGUUGUUGGAAGGAAAAGACCAUUUCAAGGCAGACAUGGAGAUCGUCAAUAAUCUUAUCAGCUUUUUACUUCCAAGUUAUGAAGGGAUCACAGCCACCAUCACUGUUACCUUAAAUUAUCUCGCCGAACUUCCUCAUGUGUACGAUGCCGUUUACAAUGAACAUCUGAACAUUGCCAAGGGAAAAUCUCCAGAAGAGACGCUGAAUUGGGAAGAUGUGCUACAAAUGAAAUAUUCUUGGAACGUGGUACGUGAAGCUAUGAGGCUUGUACCACCUGCCUUCGGGAAUUUCAGAGAGGCUAAAAUUGACCUCAAGUUUGCAGGGUACACAAUUCCAAGAGGGUGGAAGAUUCUUUGGAGUCCGUUUACUACAAACAGAGAUCCUCAGUACUUUGAAAAUCCAGAGACUUUCGAUCCCCAAAGGCAUGAUCGCGAUGUGUUACAACCGAGCAGCUUUGCACCAUUCGGUGGAGGAACUCAGAUGUGCCCUGGAAAAGACUUCGCCAAAUUCCUGAUACUGGUAUUCAUGUAUAACGUGGUGACAAAAUUUAAGUUCAAAAAACUGAAUCCUGAUGAGAAGAUUGUAUACAUCUUAGGUCCUAGGCCUGAAAAUGGCCUUCAAGUGCUACUUCAACAACACUGAGAAUGAUAUACUUAUGUAAUUUUUAUCAAAGAAAUUAAGCUAGUCACUAUGGAUUGACGCAUAUUGCAGUACUUUGGUAUUGUUUUUAGAACAAGUAGAGCUAGCUGAAACACGUGUGCAAAUUGCAAGAACUUUUGGUUCAAAAACUUUUGUACUCUUGUUUUAAGGGAAGAGUGCUAUGCAAUACAUGAAAGCAAAUCUUGCCUUGUCUAAAGAUACAAAAGACUUUAAACUGCUUAGCCC